This is a messenger RNA of Dimorphilus gyrociliatus, 741 nucleotides long. Lineage: Eukaryota; Metazoa; Annelida; Polychaeta; Dinophilidae. The record is from the annotation of a GenBank genome assembly.
GAAAACUGGUAAGGAUAUAAUAAUAACUUCAACAAAUCCAAAAUGGAGUCUAAAGCAUCUGGAGCUUACGGAGCUGGAAUGGCGGGUGGAGCAUUUAAUGUGUUGGCCUUCGUUAAGAAACCGCAAGUGAUCCUUCGAAUAGUUAGUUGGUUUUUCGCCAUCAUCGUUUUUGGUUGCAUUUCCUCACAAGGUUGGGAGGAGGAAGUUUGCAAAUACAACAACGAUAAAAAUGCUUGUGGAUUCGGUACAGCUAUCGGUGUAAUAGCAUUCUUAGGCCUAACCGCAUUCUUAAUUUUCGAUGCUUUAUUCGAGAACUUUAUAAGUUCGGUUCAGCAUAGAAAAUACAUUGUUAUGGCAGAUAUGGGAUUUUCUGGCGUUUGGACUUUCUUUUGGUUCGUAUGCUUUUGCUAUUUAACGGACGCUUGGAGGAAAACUACGAAAGAAGUAGUCUAUGGUGUAUCGGGUGUUCAGGCGGCAAUUGCGUUUUCCUUCUUUUCCAUCGCCAGCUUUGCUGGAAUUACGUUCUUUGCGUUUCAACGCUAUCGUCAAGGAAUAAGUGAAACAUUUGCUUCGCAAUACGAUCAGAGUCAACAAGGAGGACCGGCAGGAGAUAGUGCGGCAUCACCAUAUUCUGGAUAUCCAGCUCCGGUAGGUGAUACCGGCCCUGAUCCUUAUCAACAGCCAACGUUUAAUCAAGAUCAGAAACCUGUUACCGGAGAUUUCCAAGCGCCAGCAUAUUAA